This is a messenger RNA of Diutina rugosa, 1362 nucleotides long. Its product is annotated as RTA1 domain-containing protein. The record is from RefSeq and is a predicted model, not a curated record. Gene Ontology annotation, cellular component: plasma membrane; fungal-type vacuole. Lineage: Eukaryota; Fungi; Ascomycota; Pichiomycetes; Serinales; Debaryomycetaceae. The transcript has a single exon. The coding region runs from base 1 to 1362 and encodes 453 amino acids.
AUGUCGUUUUCCAUCGGGCUGGAGUUGGUGAGCCAGUUCACCCAGGCGUGGACGCCGAAAACGAUGCCGACGCUGACGCUGCUCAGCUACGUCGACCCCACCCUCAUCCCGCUGCUCAUGGAACAGCUCGCCGCCAUCACUCUGCUGGCGUUUCAUGCUACCGCGACUGCCGACGUGCUUGAGCUUCAACGGUCGUUUCGAGCGUGUGAGGCGCUGCUCACGAUUGCCCUGGGCCAAGGGUUCAUCGCCACCGCCCAUAUUUUGGACCCGAGACGCCAGUACGCCACUCAGGCGGUGUUUAAUGCUACCUUGAACUUGGUCAAUUUGGAGAAUAACGAUAACUUCUACGGCACCCGCUUAACUCUAGGGGGUAACGUGUUGUUCACGGUGCUUUUCGCCCUUCUUUUCGUCUACCACACCGCGAUGAUGAUCUGGCUGAAACACGUCUAUUUCGGCGUGUGCAUGUUCUGCGGCGUCGGCCUCGAGUUCGCCGGCUACCUCGCCCGCUCGCUUGCCGCCAACGACUUGCUCAACGAGGACGACUUCCUCUGUCAGAUCAUCUGUCUCACCAUCGCCCCCGCGUUCAUUAUGGGGGGCAUCUACUACCUUUUGGCGCAGAUGCUCAUCGUCUACGGCCGGAAAUACGCCCUCCUAAAGCCGAUGUGGUUUCUGUAUAUCUUUAUCUUUUGUGAUGUCGCCUCAUUGGUGAUCCAGGCCGCCGGCGGUGGUAUCGCCGCCACCGCGUUAGCUGACUUCAAACUGACCGACGCCGGCACCCACGUGAUGGUGGCGGGGAUCGCGUGGCAAGUGUUCUCAAUGCUGGUGUUCCUCAUCCUUCUUUUGGACUGGAUGUACCGCAUCUUCUUCCGGCUGAGUCCCGAAAUCAAAUUCUCGUUUGGCAACUUCUUCCACCUCCUAUUUAACACGAAAAAGGGCCGCGCCAUCAAACAGGCCCAGGAGCCCUACUUCAACCCCAAGUACCACGAGGUGCGCCUGCGCAAAGUGUUUGGCUGGUCGCCGCUCAUCAUCUUGGUGUCGGUGCUUUUCAUCUACGUGCGGUGUAUUUACCGGGUGAUCGAGCUUGCCGAAGGGUGGAGCGGCUUCCUCAUCACCCACGAGGCCUACAUUUUGACGUUAGACGCACUGAUGGUGUUCCUCGGCUGUCUCGUGUACUUCCCCUUCCACCCCGUGGUGCUCUUCGGCCGCCGCGACGACUUGACGCUCCUGACGAUCAAGAAGCGCUACGACGAACAUAAGCACGCCCACGACGACCCGCAGGGGGGGCUCAAACUGGACUCCGAGUUCUUCUUCCAGAAUACCCACUUUGACUCGUUGGAAUCAACCAAAACCCCGUCAUAUUAG